Molecule: messenger RNA, 1724 nt
Organism: Anopheles maculipalpis
Lineage: Eukaryota; Metazoa; Arthropoda; Insecta; Diptera; Culicidae
Product: neuromedin-K receptor-like
Exons: 7
Coding region: 21-1724 (567 amino acids)
Biological process (GO): G protein-coupled receptor signaling pathway
Cellular component (GO): membrane
Molecular function (GO): neuropeptide Y receptor activity
Source: RefSeq, a predicted model, not a curated record
AUCUUGUGCUUUCAGAAAUCAUGCAAGCAACAGAUAUCGCGGCAUAUCACACUGCCUAUAACUACACACUCAACCAGUCUGACGUGAGGAUAGUCCUUGAGGAUGAAAACCUUUAUAAAGUCCCCAUCGGAUUGUUGGUGCUGCUUUCCAUAUUUUACGGCACCAUCAGCAUCCUGGCAGUGAUAGGCAACUCGCUAGUGAUCUGGAUCGUCAUCACAACCAAGCAGAUGCAAACGAUAACCAACAUGUUCAUCGCAAACCUAGCCCUGGCUGAUGUGACGAUCGGUGUGUUUGCCAUCCCAUUCCAAUUCCAGGCGGCCCUACUCCAACGCUGGAACCUGCCCGAGUUUAUGUGUCCGUUCUGUCCGUUUGUGCAGCUUAUCAGUGUGAACGUGUCUGUCUUUACACUGACUGCCAUCGCCGUUGACAGACAUCGAGCUAUAAUCAAUCCGCUUAGAGCACGGACGUCAAAAAACAUCUCCAAGUUCGUCAUCAGCAGCAUCUGGAUGCUAUCGUUUGCGCUGGCGGCACCGAUUCUGUUCGCACUUCGAGUACGCCCCGUUUCCUACAUUGCGCUGGGUGGUAUGAACGAUACGUACACCAACAUCACCGUACCGUUCUGCAAGGUGGUCAACUUUGAGGAUGGAGAGAUUCUGCUCUAUCGCUACGUGCUCGUGCUGGUACAAUACUUCAUACCGCUGUUCGUCAUCAGCUUCGUUUACAUACAGAUGGCCCUUCGUCUGUGGGGCUCGAAGACACCGGGCAAUGCGCAAGACUCGCGGGACAUUACCAUGCUGAAGAACAAGAAGAAGGUUAUCAAAAUGCUGAUCAUCGUUGUGGCACUGUUUGGCGUGUGCUGGUUUCCCUUACAGUUGUACAACAUCCUGCACGUGACGUGGCCGGAAAUCAAUGAAUAUCGCUUUAUCAACAUCAUUUGGUUCGUCUGUGAUUGGCUUGCGAUGAGCAACAGCUGUUACAAUCCGUUUAUCUACGGCAUUUAUAAUGAAAAGUUUAAGCGCGAAUUCCGCAAACGUUAUCCGUUUAAGCGCGAUCAAACGUACAACCACAACCACGAAUCGGAUAAAACGUCAUCGAUUUUUACGCGCGUCAGUUCGAUUCGUUCGACCUAUGCCACUUCGUCCAUACGCAACAAGCUGAGCACUAACCGAUAUUCAGCAACAAAGCAAUUCAAAUUUCCACCACCCAAUCAACAUUUCCAUUCUUCGUCAUCAUCUACCCACCACAACAACAGUGCCCAUCUGCACGAGCUAGCGUUCGGAACGUCAAAGAAGGGGCCCGUAAACUUUGACGGCACUGCGACGACAACUUUCGCCCAAAACCAUCCGAUCAGCUGGGAUCAAAAGAUGGAUCAUCGCUUGGUUGAACAUGACAAGCUAAUUAAUUCGUCAAUUGACCGACUAGACCAUCAGCUCGCGUGUUCCAGCGCGGACGGCAAUGAGGAACACCAGUUGCGAACGGGCAAACCGACCAACGAAGCUGGUGAGAGUCGAACGGCGAAGCAUCGAAAUGGUUCGUCUCGAGAGUGUGGGACCAUCUCGAGCAAUUAUGUUGAUCGGAUGGCACUGAAACAUCCUCAUCCGGACAGUGGUGGUGAGAGUGGCGAUGGGGAGCCGAAACCGGGACAACGCUCCGGCGAAGAGCGCGACUCUGGAGGACAUUUGUACUGUAACGAUUUGGAAGAACUAGGACCGUACUUUGACUGA